Molecule: messenger RNA, 2442 nt
Organism: Hippopotamus amphibius kiboko
Lineage: Eukaryota; Metazoa; Chordata; Mammalia; Artiodactyla; Hippopotamidae
Product: collagen alpha-1(I) chain-like
Exons: 10
Coding region: 1-2442 (813 amino acids)
Source: RefSeq, a predicted model, not a curated record
AUGGCGUGGGGCUUCGAGGGGCCGCCACCUGGCCGCGCGCACGGCCGCCUCCCCACCCCUCCCCUCCGCGGUCCAGCCGCUGCGGAGAGAGCCGGGGCCCAGCGGCUCGACUUCUCUCCAAGAGAGGGAAGGGCGCCACGGGAGGGCUUUGAGCGGGGGAGCGGUGUGCUCCGAAGCAGGCUCCGGAGCUGCCUCAGAGGGACUGCAGAGGCGGGGCCCGCGGCAGCCGAGUGCGCAGGAUGGUUUCCAGGCUCGCGGCAGCGGCCCAAGCAGACCCUGGGAAGCCGGGCCCCAAAAAGGAGGCAGCAGGCGCUGAUGCGGGGUCCACUCCGGGCCCAGGGGGUGUCCUGCCAACAGAACAGCCCCACCGAGCCGCAGAGCCCCGGCGGGCAGGACACCAACGCUGCCCGAGGGAGUUGUGUGCCCGCUGCUCGGGAGAACACGGCCCUGGAUCCUGAGGUGGGCUGCUCGUGCCAGGCCUACAGGGUCUGUGAGGCCCUGCCCCCAACCCUGGGCUUUGGGCUCCCAUCGGGACAGCAGAUUCCGAGUCCACAGCCCUUGGCCUCACCCUCGUGCAGCCCACUGGGCUCCUUCCCCCAGAGGCGGCGGGAAGGCCACUGGCCCCCGGCCGCGGCGCCUGACCAGGUCUGGCCGGCCACCUCUGACUACGGACACUCCCCACUGGGCACGGCUCUGCCCCUGCUGCAUCCUGGCUCCGAAUGCCGGGGGCCUUUCUGCGCCCUGCGCAGGCUGGCACUGGGGUGGUUCCCGGGAGCCAGACCUGGUCCCUCCAGCAAAAGGAAGCCCACACAUGAGACCCUCAGCCUGCUGGCCCCUGGAGCCAGUACCUGGGAGCCACCUGCAACUCAGAGGCAGACACAGGCAGGACGGCCCAGCUCCUUGGGCGGGACCCCCUCCGAGGCCCCUUCUGCAUCUCACCCUGGUCUCCAAGUAGGGGCCGGAGCCGCCUGGGCGCCACCCACAGAGGCAGUGACGCUCCCUGGCCCGCAUCCCAGAGGCUGCACCUGCUCCUGGGGUCGGGGCACAGGGCGCCCGCAGAGCACAGCCUGCUGCCCCAGCCCCCGCGGCCUGGGCCUCUGGGGUGAGCAGGUCCCAUCCCGGCUGGGCUCCUCGACCCUGGGGUCUCAGCACAGAGAAGGUGAAGCUGCCGGAGUCUGCCGGGCCCUGCCGCGGCACCCCCACCCCAGGGAGCCCCCCAGCUUUGAAACGUGGGGCCUGUGCCGCGACAACAGGGCGGUCAGAGGCCCCACCGAUGCGGACGCCCAGGUGCGGGGAGGGGAGAGGCGAGGCCCCAGCAAAGUGGCCGGGGAGCCGGUCCAGUGCCAAGGCUGUGCCCACUGCCCGGGGGGCCUGGCCCCAGUGCUGGCCAGAGGCCAGCACGUGGGCGGGCUGGUCACAGAGCUCCCAGAGCCCAGCUGGGGCCGGGGUGGGGGUGGUGCCGGGGUGAAGCUGGGCCGGGGUUCCUGCGGUACGAGUGGAGGCUGGCGGGGCUCCCGGGCUCAGCUGACCCUGACGGCCCAGGGCGGCCCUGGGGCAUCGGAGGCAGGACGGGGACGGGCUGAGGGCGGCACUGGGGAGCCCUGGGGCCGAGGGAGCACAGAGGCGGCCACGGAGCAGGGAGGGGGCGUCCCCCAGGCACAGCCUGGGCUGAGGGGCGUGGGGAUGUCAGGGGCAGCUGGAGAGGGGCCAGCCGAGGAGACCUUGGUUGUUGCCAUGGGGACGGAGGGGGACAAGGGGGCUGAGGGCCCAGACCUGGGCGCAGGAGGGCACCCCGGGGGCGGCGGUGCUGGCCGCUCCGGGCCACUGGCGCGCCGCGCUGCGCGGACUGCGGGGAGCACGAGCACAGUCCGGAGCAUCGGGGGCGCCUCCCGGACCCCGCCGAUCCUCGGGUGCCUGCCGCCACGCUCCCCGUCCAGCCGCCUGCGCCGGGCCGGUGACGCCGGUGACCUUCCCGGCUUGGCCCCGCCCGCCCCGCCCCGCCCACGCGCCGCCAUUGGCCGGGCCCCGCGCUCUUUGCGAACGCCGGCUCCCAUUGGCUCCCGCGGCCCCGCCCCGCUGCCCAGGCCGCCGGCCGCGCAGGAGCUGCGCAUGCGCGGGCGCCUCGCCCCCCGCCCGCCCGCCACCGCCCACUCCGGAAGGCGCGCCGGCCUCGUCCCGCCGUCGUCCCGGCAGCGCGCGCGGGUCCAGGGGCGACCCCCGCCUCGCGGCCCCGGCGGAAGGGGGCGGGGCCCCGGCUCGACCCGCCCCCGCGGAGGGAUACGCGCGGCCGCGGCCCAAAACCCCGGGGCGAGGCGGCCGGGCGUGUGCGCGGCUCGGCGGCUGCGUGCGAUCGCGGUCGCGUCGGGGCUCCGCGCGGCCCGGGGAGGCCGCCCUCCCGCGUCCGCCGCCGCGCGGGGAGCCGGGCCGGGCCGGGCCGGGUGA